AACAAGUCUCCAACUACCCACGUUUCAGUUGACGAAAGUAUCCACCUCUACAUUUCGAGGCCAGACGACGAGUACAACUACAAGUUGGUAUACCGCGUGGCCACCUAACCACUUUCGAUAACAGAGGGGUCAAGCUCAUAAAACGAGCGCUUCCCUCCUGUCUCAUUCCUGCAGGUUGGCUGACGUCACUAGAAACAAAGAUGGCGGCACGCGUAGCAGCAAUAGCAAAGCCUAUGAUGAAUAAACUGACAGACAGCUUGUUAGAGUCCGUCUACACAUCCAGCAAAGGUAGCGAAUGUUUGCCAGCAGAUGCAGGGACAGGACAUGACUAUCUGGUGGAUUUCCUGGAGAAGGAGGUAGGCAGCGACCUGAAGUCCCUGAAGAAUGUUGGUGACCUGCUAGAAAAACUGCGCGAGGAAAACAGCGUCCUGGAAGAACAGGUUGUAACCGUAUCCAGCUGUGUGCCUCCGAAGGUUUCUGCAGCUCUGUCUGCUGCAGAGGAGGCAGCGUGUUCCCUGAAGGACCUGCUGCAGAGAGAGCAACUUGUUUCCAACAAACUGCACCAGCACCUGCAGGGGGCCCAGCCAUGGAUGGACAACCUCGGCGAGACGCUCAACCAAGUGGACACUAUAGAGAGACAUGUGAAAUACCUGCGGUGCCUUCAACAUAUAGAGGAGCUCAGUGGUGCAGUCCAGCAGUGUCUGAUGACCAGCAGUGUGUGGGAGGCCAUAAGGGCAGUGGACAACAUGGCCGCACUGGACGCCGGGCUGAACCAGUCAGGAUGUUCUCACCUCCAGGACUACCUCAGAGAGACGCUUCACUUCUGGCACAAGAUCAUCAAAGACCGACUGGCCAGCGAUUUUGAGAAAGUGUUGAUUCAACUUCACUGGCCGAUCAUCUCCCCCCCGACUCAGUCACUGACGCCGACGGCCAACGGUCAGGAGAUCAACAGCCAGCUGGAGCUGCUCGUCACGCAACUGCUCGCCCUGCAGACCUCUGAUGACCUCAUUUCCCAGAGGCCUCUGGCUUCAUGUCAUGUUGCCCCCCCUUCUCAGCCUGCUUCUGCAGCCCCAUCCCAAGUCCCCCCCCUGUGUUUGCCCAUUCAGAUUAUGCUGCUACCGCUCAGUAGGAGGUUUAGAUACCACUUCUAUGGGAAUCGGCAGACCAACUCCCUCAGCAAGCCUGAGUGGUACCUCACACAAGUUCUCAUGUGGAUGGGGAACAGCUCCGCUUUCAUGGAGGAAAAGAUCCAACCUAUCCUGGACCGAGCUGAGGCCCCUAUCAGUGCCAUGGUGGAGCUGUGUCGAGGCCUUCUGUGUCUGGUCCAGGAGAAAGUGGCCAGUGACGCCUCCAGGCUGCUGUACGAUGAUGUGCUCUUCUGUCACCUGGUGGAGGAGGUGCUGCAGUUUGAGAAGGAGCUGCGGAUCAACCAGUCAUAUCCCCAGGCGCUUCCUGGUCUGCUCCACCUCCUGCUGGAAGACGCAACCCUUCAGAAGUGGCUCACUGUGGAAAAGAAGAUGGCAGUGGAGAAGAUGGAUGCCAUGCUGUCAGCCGAGGGAGCCUGGAGCUCUCAGUACAAAGAUAUCAGCGACAUGGACGAGCUAAAGGCUCCAGACUGUGCUGAGACCUUCAUGACUCUUCUUCAGGUCAUCACCGAGCGGUACCGGGCCUUGCCCUGUCCUUCUGCACAACUCAAGUUCCUAGGGCUGCAGAGAGAACUGCUGGAUGACUUCCGUAUACGACUCACCCAGGUGAUGAAGGAGGAGUCCCGCUGCCCGCUGGGUGCCCGUUACUGUGCCAUCCUUAACGCUGUUAACUACAUUUCCACCAUCCUGGGCGACUGGGGAGACAAUGUAUUCUUUCUGCAGCUGCAGCAGGCAGCGGUUUCCCUUGGUGAAGAAGUGGUAAUGGGAGGCCUGGGGGUGAUGGAGGUGGGUCGCCUGGCUUCUCUGGAGGGCUCACUGUUUGAAGGCUUGUUGGCGUUGCUGGAUCGACUGAAAGGAGACAUGAUGGGAAGGCUUCUUGAAUGGACCAUGAGAGAAGUCACGGAAAAAGCCAAAGUGUACAGCCAAGAUCGGUGGCUGUCCCUGCCGGCCCAGCAGGAACAGUCUACUAUGACCCUGUCCAGUUCAGCAUGUCCCAUGAUGCUAUGUGUGAGGGACAGAUUGUUGAACCUCCAUCAGGUCCUGAGUUUUUCUUUGUUCCAACUGGCCUGGCAGGGUCUCGCGGAGAGACUGGACCACGUACUGUACCAGGAUGUGAUCCUCUCCAAUCAUUUCAGUGAAGGUGGAGCAGCACAGCUUCAGUUUGACAUGACCAGAAAUCUGUUUCCUCUGUUUGGUCACUACUGCAAAAGACCGGAGAACUUCUUUAAGCAUGUUAAGGAGGCGUGCAUCAUCUUGUGUCUUAACGUGGGCUCUGCUAUUCUGCUGAGGAAUCUCCUCAAAGAGUCAGAGGAGGGGGGGACUGGCUGGGCUGGUGCAGAGAACCCCCCACCAGAGUGUGCUCUCAACGAGCUGGGGGUCUACUGCUUGGCUUCCUGUGACGUGUGCAUUCUCCUCAACCUCAGAGCCUCGUGGCCUGGACAGUAACAAGCUCCCUUAAUGUUUGUAAUUUACUUUGUAAAUACGCUAAGUUUGGACGGAUCCGAGGGUUCAUUAAGUAGUUUUAUGAAGUUAUGAGUGUGUUCACUAUAUUCCAGGGACCCACUAACCUGUAACCUCAGUUGACUGAAUUAUGCGACAACAAUGUAAUGACCAUUGUCAUGUCAAAAUGGACUUUGUAAUAAAAUGUGUCUUAAUGCAUCCUCUCCACUAGCCACCAGGGGCAAAUCCUCACAUAUAAAAUACAUCACUACAUUUAUUACCUCAGUAAAACAUGAGUUUGAAGUUGAAAUAAUACAACCAGUACUUAAAACAGCUAAUGUGAGUAGAAUAUGCAUUAAAUCUAAGGGAAGAGGAGGAUCUGAUAGCUGGUGUGGACACAGUUACUUUUACUGAAAUUAUAGUGAGGAAAGCAAUAACGUUAACUCCGCCCUCCCUCAUGCAGCCCGGACUCCAUGUACUUUUCGGUCGGACCGCCAGCGCCGCCCCCGCCAGCCGUUGUUCACGCUGAUCGUCCGUGCCCCGCGUACGUGGGCAAACACCCCUGAUCUAGGUUAUUACAGAUGUAUUUGAUGCUGUUUAUUUCAUGUGAUUAUUAGGGUUAAUUUGCAACCUUUGUUGAUUCAUUUUCAUAUUGUUCAUCAUGUUAUAUUUAUAUCAUGAAAGAGGGGAAAUGUGUUGUUUAUUAAGCAAUAAAUAAUGACAGUUAUGAUCAGG
Molecule: messenger RNA, 3320 nt
Organism: Pungitius pungitius (ninespine stickleback)
Lineage: Eukaryota; Metazoa; Chordata; Actinopteri; Perciformes; Gasterosteidae
Gene: rint1
Product: RAD50 interactor 1
Exons: 15
Coding region: 201-2591 (796 amino acids)
Biological process (GO): retrograde vesicle-mediated transport, Golgi to endoplasmic reticulum; regulation of ER to Golgi vesicle-mediated transport; endoplasmic reticulum to Golgi vesicle-mediated transport
Cellular component (GO): Dsl1/NZR complex
Source: RefSeq, a predicted model, not a curated record